This is a messenger RNA of Rhopalosiphum maidis (corn leaf aphid), 652 nucleotides long. It is a transcript of the gene Bet5, whose product is annotated as trafficking protein particle complex subunit 1. The coding region runs from base 167 to 595 and encodes 142 amino acids. Gene Ontology annotation, biological process: endoplasmic reticulum to Golgi vesicle-mediated transport. Lineage: Eukaryota; Metazoa; Arthropoda; Insecta; Hemiptera; Aphididae. The transcript is spliced from 3 exons. The record is from RefSeq and is a predicted model, not a curated record. Gene Ontology annotation, cellular component: TRAPP complex.
CCUAUGUAAUUAACUUCGACUACUUCUACCUCAGUCCUCAGAUUCAUUAUUCUUGUCUAUGCUCAGACGACCUUUUUUUUUUAUAGUACUUAGUACCUAUAGAUUAGUAUAUUGUAAUUUAAUAUACAUUUUAAAAUGUGAAAAAUAAAUUAAACAUUCUUUAACUAUGACUAUAUACAACAUCUAUAUUUUUGAUCGAAUGGGUACAUUAUUAUAUCAUACAAACUGGAAUCGUCUUAAACAAUCGGGCAUGAGUAGUGAAGAAGAAGCCAAAUUGAUGUAUGGUAUGUUAUUUUCUAUCAAGUCAUUUGUUUCUAAAAUAUCACCACUUGAUCCUAAACGUGGAUUUUUAUGUUACAAGACUAGUAAAUAUGCAUUACAUUAUUAUGAGUCGUUAACGGGUGUUAAAUUUAUUUUAAACACCGAUGUCACGGUUAAAAAUGUCAGAGAUUUGUUACACCAAUUAUAUAAAGAAAUUUAUGUGGAAUAUGUUGUAAAAAACACUGAAUGUGAAAUGGGACAACCGAUUGAGAGUGAAUUAUUUAAAUUUAAACUUGAUCAAUUUAUAAAACAGCAUAUGAAAAGUUUACAAUAAUAAAAAUAUAAUUUUGUAAUAUAAAAUGAUUUAAGCUGUAUAAUUAUAUUAUUAUUG